UUAGGGCAUGAGGUAGGCUCAGAGACAGAUAAGUGUAGAUACAAUAGCGCAGCAAUCGAGAUCAGAACAGAGGGGCAAAAAGGGCAUCACAGCAAUACAGAGGUAACACUGACUGAGAUAAGGACAAUAACACAGAUAGAAAGGAUGAUGUAACAGUGCAGAGACAGGGAGAACAACAAAGAGAGAAUAACACUGAUAGAUAAAACAGAGUAGAGGCGGGUAGAGCGAAAGAGUUAACAGCAGCGAGACAGAGUGGACGACUCAAUUAGCAGAAUUAAAAGCAGGAGGACACCGAGAGAAGGUGAUAGUGAUAGAGUAUUAGAUUAAGGAGCGGAAGUACAGCGGGAGGAAAGAGAAAUUCAAGGAAGGAGUGAGAGAGAGUGAGCUCCGAGGAGGAAGCCCAGGAACCGAGUACCUCACACAGCACUAGGAACUACAGAGAUGGAGGGGCUGCUGUUCUUCUCUCUACUGCUAUCCGUGGCUUCAGCUCUGCUGAGCAAAGUAAGAGUGCAGUGCCCGAGUGAAUGCAGUUGUCCCCCGAGCCCAGUCCGCUGUCCUCCCGGGGUCAGCCUGGUCCUAGACGGCUGUGGAUGCUGCAAAGUGUGUGCCCAGCAGCUGAACGACGACUGCAGCCUAGCGAACCCCUGUGACCACUUGAAGGGGCUGGAGUGUAACCAGGGGACAAAGAUGCUAGCAGGAGGAGGCAUCUGCAGAGCAAAGUCUGAGGGCAGAACCUGCGAGUAUAAUGGGAGGAUUUACCAACAUGGUGAGGGUUUCCAGCUAAGCUGUAAACACCAGUGCACCUGUAUAGAUGGAGCAGUGGGCUGCAUCCCCCUCUGCCCUCAGGAACUGCCCCUGACUGGGAUGAGCUGCCUCAACCCCCGGCUGGUGAAAGUCCCGGGGCAAUGCUGUGAGAAGUUUGUCUGUGAUAAGGAGGAAUCGAAACAUCGUGGAGUGGCAUUUCACGACCUGGGCUACCUUGCUGGGAUCAGCAGCAACGAGCUGGUUCAAAGAAAGCAUCACUCUCUGAGGAACCGACCUGCUUGGAGAGCCCUGUUUGAAGGACAGAGAUUCCCUCAGUACAAGUGCAUUGUCCAGACAACCCAGUGGUCUGAAUGUUCAAAAAUCUGUGGCUUGGGUGUGUCCACCAGGGUCAGCAAUGACAACCCUGAGUGUAAGCUGAAGAAAGAGACACGGUUGUGUCAGGUUCGAAGCUGCAGGCAGACCUUCUAUCCCAAACUGAAGAAAGGGAAGAAAUGUACCAGAACCCAAAAGGCUAUGGAACCAGUUCGUUUUAACUAUGCUGGUUGCAAGAGUGUAAAGCAAUAUCGGCCGAACUCCUGUGGCUUGUGCAUAGACCAACGUUGCUGCUCACCACAAAAGACCCGAACAAUUCGUGUCCAGUUCUCCUGUGAGGAUGGUGAGAGCUUCAGCAAGAAUAUGAUGAUGAUCCAAUCAUGUAAAUGCAGCUACAGCUGUCCACACCUGAACGAGGUAGUCCAGCCAUCCUUCAGACUCAACAAUGACAUCCACAAGUUCUUAGACUAAAAGCUGAACUUUCAACCCUGUCCUCUGAACUCUGGUGAGAAACUGGGCUGAAGAAGAGGCAGUAGGCCAAUCAGAUUUGAACACAUGGCCCUCUGUUCUAAUUCCAGGACAAGAGACCCAGAGCAGCCGUCCUUAUGAAGAAAAUAUUGUACAAACAAGAAUGUUCUUCAUUAUUCUGCGGAAUAGUCUUGUAAGACCAUAAAUUUCUCUGUUCAUGCACAUGUAGCACUAUUUCCUGCACUAAACAGUAGAUGGAGGUUAUUCCACUGAAAUCUAAGCAGGACCAUAGUCUGCUGUAGUGCAUCUCUGUUGGCAGGUGAUUUUUAGUUUUUUAAAACUAUUCUUAACUGGACUGUAGUGUCUCAUCAGCAAAUAUUUUGCUUAUGCCUUGCAGCAACAGCACUGAUCUGAGCCUUUUGGCACUUCCUCUUGGCAGCAACUCUCUGCCUACUUCUGGGACAAUCCAUAAGUUUCCCUGUAUUUCAAAUUGCACAAGACAUCUUCAGGUAUCUUGGAGUUUAUGAAGUGGCUUUGUUUCAGAAGCCUGCAUCUUACCUGUAGUGUUUUUUCCUUUUGUAAAAAUGCUUGAGCGUUGUGUGCAUGUUUGUGUGUGUGUGUUUGUCCUGUCUGGAAUUGAGUUACUGUAUCCCAUACCAUCCAACAGGUGGACUUCUUUGCAGUGAGAAAGUGUGGAUCUCAACUGGGACUGGGACAAUUUUAAAGGCAUAUGAUGCUGUGAAAGAGGUGCCCAAUUAUUUUUCAGUUAAAAUGAGGCAGCCUCUUAGUUGCAGCAGGUCAAUCUGGAGCUCAUUGACAUUUUGGUGAACAUCAAGUUCCUCCUGAACUGAUCACUUGUAAGAGCUGCUGGCCAUUCAUUAAGGAAAGCAGUAUUGAAAUCUGGAGUGAAAGCAGAUUUUUUUUUUUUUGGGCUGAAAAGGAAACUGGCACGAUGUAGUGUAUCUGUGCCUAAUCUCUGAACCUGGUCAUCUAUGUUGGUUGAUCAAAUCCUGUUCUUUUAAACCAGCUACUGUUAAAAGUCCUGGUUAUCACUGGCUUUCUGCUGAUAAAUAGACUUGGGCUCAAUGAUUUGUGCAAAAGCCAGAACCAAGUAAGGCUCAAUACAUUGACAACCUUAAUUCCUCCAAUUAUUUGUAGGUUUAAAACUUCUGAGAUCCAGAAAAUGGAUUACAUUCAUUUUUUUGUGAAAAUGAAAGGAUGACCAGUAUAAAGCCAGAAACUCCCCUGACCUACCCAGUGUCUACUUCAUUGCUUAUUGGACGCAGGUAAUGUCAGGACUGUAAUGUCUGGUUGACACAUUCUGCAUCUUAUCGUCUGUAUUGCUCCCUGGCAGCAGUCAGAUGCAAGCAGCAGCUGAACUGCAGUUAAUUGAACUUGUGCUUUCAUUCCUGUAUUGUGUAUUUAAGGUAUGGCAUAUUUUUAUAAAUUGUAAUAU
This is a messenger RNA of Stegostoma tigrinum, 3001 nucleotides long. Its product is annotated as CCN family member 1-like. The transcript has 5 exons. Gene Ontology annotation, cellular component: extracellular region. The record is from RefSeq and is a predicted model, not a curated record. NCBI's taxonomy places the organism in Eukaryota, Metazoa, Chordata, Chondrichthyes, Orectolobiformes, Stegostomatidae. Gene Ontology annotation, molecular function: protein binding. Gene Ontology annotation, biological process: signal transduction. The coding region runs from base 442 to 1548 and encodes 368 amino acids.